AUGACGAUCAUUAAACCAUCGUUAGUGGGUCUGAUUGUGAAACAUCUGAGGCGAAAAGCAAAACAAUGUGCCGAUUACACAGUUACAAUGGAGGAGAAAAAGAAAGUUUCAUUGAGCCAAAAUGCUUCUGUUAAUGUGACAGGUCUAAGAGAUUGGGAAUGUCUAUCUCAUUGUUUGUCUACAAAGACAGCUUGCUCAAUAUCGUACAACCCUUCAGAAGAACAUUGUUUGGUUUAUACUGAAUGCCAAGGCUUGUGUCCAACCUAUGUACAUGAACAAGGGUUCAAGAAACAGGUCCACGGCUUAUAUCUCACGGAUAAGGCGUUAAACGAUGAUGACAUCAUAGACAACCUAGUAUGCUGGACUAAAACAUACAUAGAGAAAACUUCUGAUGAUCCUUUCGGAGAUGUUUUUAACUCAGGUUUACGGGGAAGAACAACUCAUCCAAACACACCUGAACCCACAACAACAGUACAUCCAUCGACCACACCGUCACAAACUACAACAUCGGAAACUACGACGUCACAAACUACAACAUUGCCAACAACAACGUCACAAAGUACAACAUCUUCAAGUACGACGUCACAAACUACAACAUCGCCAACCACAACGUCACAAACUACAACGUCGCCAAGUACGACGUCACAAACUACAACAACGCCAACCACAACGUCACAAACUACAACAUCGUUAAGUACGACGUCACAAACGUCAACAUCGCCAACCACAACGUCACAAACUACAACAUCGCCAAGUGGGACGUCAAAAACUACAACAUCGCAAACCACAACGUCACAAACUACAACAUCGCCAAGUACGACGUCACAAACUACAACAACGCCAACCACAACGUCACAAACUACAACAUCGCAAAGUACGACGUCACUAACUACAACAACGCCAACCACAACGUCUCAAACAUUGCCAACCACAACGUCACAAACUACAACAUCGCCAACCACAAUAUCACAAACUACACCAUUGUAUAUCAAAAUCGAGAAACUUUACAUAGCACCCUGUAUCUGCUACACAAACAAAACGUUUGCUAAUAUGACACAGGAAGAAGUAAUUGCGUACCUAGUUAAAGACACACAAAUUGAUACAAAAAAUACCGCACUUGCACAAUCUAAGCUAAGUUGUAAAAACGACCCUAGACCGUCUUCAUCUCUGAUCGGUACUUGCAGUUUGAUAAUUCUGUGUGUUUUAGCAGGAUUAAUGGUGUGUUGUGAUGGAAUCACGAUAAUUAGAACAACUCAUCCAAACACACCUGAACCCACAACAACAGUACAUCCAUCGACCACACCGUCACAAACUACAACAUCGGAAACUACGACGUCACAAACUACAACAUUGCCAACAACAACGUCACAAAGUACAACAUCUUCAAGUACGACGUCACAAACUACAACAACGCCAACCACAACGUCACAAACUACAACAUCGCCAAGUACGACGUCACAAACUACAACAACGCCAACCACAACGUCACAAACUACAACAUCGCCAAGUACGACGUCACAAACUACAACAACGCCAACCACAACGUCACAAACUACAGCAUCGCCAAGUGGGACGUCACAAACUACAACAUCGCCAACCACAACGUCACAAACUACAACAUCGCCAAGUACGACGUCACAAACUACAACAACGCCAACCACAACGUCACAAACUACAACAUCGCAAAGUAUGACCUCACUAACUACAACAACGCCAACCACAACGUCUCAAACAUUGCCAGUCACAACGUCACAAACUACAACAUCGCCAACCACAACGUCACAAACUACACCAUUGUAUAUCAAAAUCGAGAAACUUUACAUAGCACCCUGUAUCUGCUACACAAACAAAACGUUUGCUAAUAUGACACAGGAAGAAGUAAUUGCGUACCUAGUUAAAGACACACAAAUUGAUACAAAAAAUACCGCACUUGCACAAUCUAAGCUAAGUUGUAAAAAUGACCCUAGACCGUCUUCAUCUCUGAUCGGUACUUGCGGUUUGAUAAUUCUGUGUGCUUUAGCAGGAUUAAUGGUGUGUUGUGAUGGAAUCACGAUAAUUAGUAAGUGGAGAACAACAAAUUCUGUAAGACCUGUAAACUAUUAG
This is a messenger RNA of Mercenaria mercenaria, 2103 nucleotides long. RefSeq names its product mucin-22-like. The transcript is spliced from 6 exons. The coding region runs from base 1 to 2103 and encodes 700 amino acids. Lineage: Eukaryota; Metazoa; Mollusca; Bivalvia; Venerida; Veneridae. The record is from RefSeq and is a predicted model, not a curated record.